AGUUCUUUUCCACAGACAGGAAGUGCCUGUGGGGAUAGCUGAGUGACUCGGGGCUAUCAGACAGGGAAUAUUCACUUGGAGACAUUUAAGUCCCUCUUUUUUCAUGAACGUAUCUUUCCUAGGACUUAGUGUACGGUAGCAGCGGCUUUCUGAGCAUAAAGUCAUAUCCCUGCACAUGUGGUGGCUGCUAUUGAUGUGAAUACUGUUGCUAAUGAAGUAUACAAGCAUAAUUUUCCUCAUACUCACUUACUGUCAAAGACAAUUGAAGGUAUUUCACUGGAAGACUUUGACAAGCUAUCUUUCAAUAUGAUUUUAAUGAGCCCUCCAUGCCAGCCAUUCACAAGAAUUGGCCUACAGGGGGAUAUGACCGAUCCAAGGACAACUAGCUUCUUGUAUAUUCUAGAUAUUCUCCCAAGAUUACAAAAAUUACCCAAGUAUAUUCUCUUAGAAAAUGUCAAAGGUUUUGAAGUAUCUUCUACAAGAGGGCUGCUGAUACAAACAAUAGAAGCCUGUGGCUUUCAGUAUCAAGAGUUUCUAUUGUCUCCUUCUUCUCUAGGCAUUCCAAACUCGAGGCUCCGAUAUUUUCUCAUUGCAAAGCUUCAGUCAGAGCCUUUCCCCUUCCAGGCCCCUGGACAGAUACUGAUGGAGUUUCCUAAAAUUGUAACUGUUGAGCCACAAAAAUAUGCAGUAGUUGAAGAAAGUCAGCCAAGAGUGCAGAGAACUGGACCACGUAUCUGUGCUGAGAGCAGCAGCACACAGAGUUCUGGAAAAGAUACCAUUCUCUUUAAGCUUGAGACUGUAGAAGAAAGGGACAGGAAACAUCAACAAGACAGUGACCUCUCUGUGCAGAUGCUGAAAGACUUCCUUGAAGAUGGCGACACAGAUGAGUACCUUUUACCACCCAAGUUAUUGCUGCGAUACGCUCUCUUACUAGAUAUCGUGAAGCCCACGUCCAGAAGGUCCAUGUGCUUUACGAAAGGGUAUGGGAGUUACAUAGAGGGGACAGGCUCCGUGUUACAGGCUGCAGAGGAUGCGCAGAUUGAGAAUAUCUACAAAUCUCUUCCUGAUUUGCCACCAGAAGAAAAGAUAGCUAAAUUGUCAAUGCUUAAACUGCGAUAUUUCACACCGAAAGAAAUUGCAAAUCUCCAGGGAUUUCCUCCAGAAUUUGGGUUUCCUGAGAAGACAACAGUGAAACAGCGUUACCGGCUGCUUGGCAAUAGCCUCAACGUGCAUGUGGUAGCAAAACUCCUCACAGUCCUGUGUGAAGGAUUUGGAAAUGCCUCUGAGAGCUGUCACAAGAUGCCGCUAAUUCUAGAUAGUAAUUCCAAGAUUCUAUCUUGAAUGAAUUCUUAUAGAGUUCAGCUAAAUUCUUUGAAUAGCAUUUUCCUGGGUAAUUCAGCAGGAACUUAAAUGUGUACAUCCAAUUGUCCCUCACAUUUAUGUCACUGUAUCAUCCAAUUGUCCCUCACAUUUAUGUCACUGUAUCAUCCAAUUGUCCCUCACAUUUAUGUCACUGUAUCAUCCAAUUGUCCCUUACAUUUAUGUCACUGUAUCAUCCAAUUGUCCCUUACAUUUAUGUCACUGGAUUUGAUAACUUCACAUUGCUGGUUUUGCUUUAUGGACAAAUAUUUUUACAAAGCUUUUAAACUUGUGUAUUAAAUAUCUUUUAUAUUAUGUUAUAAACAAAUUUAAGAAUGCUUGAAUUUUAUAUGUAUAUUAGUACUUUAUAAAGUAUGACAUGAAUAAUAUAAUGAUCCUUAGAAAAUUAUUUUUGUAUGUCAAUUUAAAAAUUGUUUUAUAUAACAUGGAGAAACUAACUGGAUAUAGAUGGAAGCUUCAUCCCUCUAGCUAGUGCUGUUCAUGCUACCAGAAGCAAAAAUAGCCAUCAUGUUUAGCUAGCUAUGAACCAGGACGCCACAGUAGUGACUCUCCUACGAAGAUAUGCCCAUGAGUAUCGUGGGAAUAGCCACCUGCUCUGUGAUACGAUUUAAGGCCUGAUCAAUGGCUCUUUUAUCUGGUUCAGAGACCUGUGGCUAGACAGGUUAUGGGCCCCAGUAAGUAACUUACUAGUAUUAUUUUAUUAAAUGGGCAUUGUAUUAAAUGAUAAUGAUUCUUGAUGAUUGAUUCUUAUACCAUAGAUUAGUGCGUCCCUCAACAUUCAACAGGUAAGCAAGCCUCUUGCAGUAGACAGCAACACAGAAACCCAGAGAGCAAGAGACUGUGAAGGACUCAGCGCUAAGAGACAUCUAUCACUCCCCUCCCUCCCGAGGCUCAGCGAUCAUUGCAGAAGAGGAAGAAAAAACACUGUAAGAGUCACAAGUGGUAGAUGACUUUAGGAAAAUAUAUUAUCCAGAUCAGCAGGACAACUACACGUGUGGACUCAUAGCUAGGUGACAGCAUUCAAAAGAUCUGAACCCCAGAGCGCAUCCCAGCAUGGAGCAGGUAGAGUGGGUACCAAGGCACACCCCUAGCUCAGAGGCUAUUGGCAUUUGGUAGCUGCUGGGAGAGGAACCUAAGAUGUGAUUCCUGGUAUGUGGAACACACCCCAGGGUAGGCUUAUACUCAAGAGUAUUUGAGGAACACAAAUUGAAUUUGGGUGGAUAGGGGAGGGAGUAUGAAUAUGAUCCAAAUAAAUCGUAUGACAUUCUCAAAGAAUUAAUAUUAUUUAAAAAAUUAAAAAUUGUUUUACAACUCUUAAGAUAUUACUCUUUUUGUUAAUUUAUCCUAACUCAAAACUGACUCAAAUGCUAGCUAUUGAGUGUUUUAUUUAAUUUCAGGCCUUUUUAGAUAAGUGCAUACAUUUUAAACCAAAUUAUCAUCAUCCAAACAUAGAUAUCAGUCUGAAGAAUGUACUAGAAAAAUGCUCAUAAAUUCUUAAUCAAAUCUUUGAAAACUGCAGGUGACCUUUUUGUUUGUUUGUUUGUUUGAGACAGGGUCUCACUGUGUAGCCCUGGGUGGCCUGGAAGUUGCUAUCUAAUCCAGUCUGGCUUCUAACUCAGGGAUCUGUCUGCCCCAACCUCCCAUGUGCUAGCUAGAAUUAAAGCUAGAGAUACUUAACCUGGCUUCCUCUCUAACCUUAAUCUGGAGAUAAAGCCUCAUUGUCCUGCCUCCAUUUGCACAUCCUUCCUUUCAGUUUGCUAUUACCAGGGUGCUUUGGCUUUGUCAGCCUUCGGAUUAAGCUUCUCUGUUGUUCCAUUCUAAGGCAUAUGGCAUGGGUCAUGUGGCAGUAAGGUUAAGGGAGGAAAACGUGCUGCUAUUGCUGCUAUUUCUAUAUGAUGCUACUCCGUCCUUUAUCAUACUGACUCUAAACUUAACUUUUCUCUCUCCACUCAGUAAAAGAAAAGAUAAAUAAAAUGUGUUGCAAACAUCUACUAGAAUACCAGUCAGUGUUACCUGGAAUGGGUUUAUGAUACUUGCCGUGGCCUGAUGAGCCUUGGGAAACUGCCAAUGAAAUUAGCCCGUCAUGAAAAGGCAAGAGUGGUUUCAUUCCCCUGUGAGUCAAGCUCAUAGAGACAGUAAGGAGGGCAGUGUUUGCAGGGGUUGGGAGGAGGGGACUAGGAGGUCAGUGUUUAGCAGGUACAGAGCUUCUGUUUGCAAGCAUGAGAAAAUUCUGAAGGCGAGAGGCACUGCUGGUUGGACAUGGUGGUGUGCUGAGUGCCACCCAACUGUACACUUAAUGUCUGUUGGAUGGCUAAUUUUAUAUUACUUACAUUGUACUGAACUUUUAAAGAUUACUCCUGAACUCAGAUAAAUAUGGGUCUAUCAAAGGUAUAAGCUAUGUGUAUAUCAACAGUCACUGUCUAAAGAGAUGAACCUCAUUAAAGUCUCACAAUUACAACCUGAAAUCACCAUUGUGAAACUUACUUUCUUUCUUUCUUCCUUUCUUUCUUCCUUCCUUCCUUCCUUCCUUCCUUCCUUCCUUCCUUCCUUUCUUCCUUCCUUCCUUCCUUCCUCCCUCCCUCCCUCCCUCCCUCCUUCCUUCCUUCCUUCCUUCCCCUUUUAAAUUUAUUUAAUGUAUGUGAGUAUACUGGUCUCUGUCUUGAGAGACCAGAAGAGAGCAUUGGAUCCCAUUACAGAUGAUUGUGAGCCACCAUGUGGUUGCUGGGAAUUGAACUCAGGACCUCUGGAAGAGCAGUAGUGCUCUUAACCGCUGAGCCAUAUCUCCAGCCCAUUCAUGGUGCAAUUUCAUGUAGGUUAACUUCACUGCUGAAGAAUUAUUAUCAAAAAAAUGGUUUAUGGUUUAACAGUAUUAUGCUAUGCUUACAAUUAUGUUGUAAUUAUAAGGUCCAAUGCCCCAUUGAACAAUAUUAUAAUAAGUGCUUAGUUGUAGUUCCUCCAUUAUGAACACAUAUAGGUCUGCAGAGCAUUUACUUAUAAGUUGGGAAACAAAAUAUGGCUUUGUAAGAUUUUUAAGGGGCUGGAGAGGUGGGUCAGCAGUUCACAGCAUUCACUGUUCUUUCCAGGGACUGGGGUUUGAUUCCUACCACGUAUGUGCUAUGCUAUGUAAUUCUAAGGUACUUAUUUCUUGUCCCAUAAUUUUGGUGCUUUACAGGCCCCAAACUAAUGAAUAGAUGCAGAUUAAUUAAUACAAACAAGAUGAUUUAUGUUGGAAAAUAACUUGGAAGAUGAGUAGUCUGAGGAGUGAAACCUGGACCACCGUUAUUGUCAGCGUGAAGUGCAAGGAUAGAGGGAGAGGGAAUGAGUCACCUCUUCCAUGGGACCAGCUGACCUUCUCCAGAGGACCUAGCACAUUUGAGUUCUGGCUAUUAAGCCACAGCUACAAUUGCUCUUGCCUGGCAAAGUGAGCAGAUACCUGCAGCUGCCAACCCAGUUUGCUCUCCUCAACAGCUUUUGAAAGAAAUUUGCAGUUGAAAUAAUAAAUGAUGAAGGGUUUACCCAGUGCUAAAAAUACUAGGAUAGGGCUGGUGAGAUGGCUCAGUGGGUAAGAGCACCCGACUGCUCUUCCGAAGGUCCAGAGUUCAAAUCCCAGCAACCACAUGGUGGCUCACAACCAUCCGCAACAAGAUCUGAUUCCCUCUUCUGGAGUGUCUGAGGACAGCUACAGCUACAGUGUACUUACAUAUAUUAAUAAAAUAAAUCUUUAAAAAAAAUAAAUAAAAAUACUAGGAUAAACUCUUUGGAAUGGUCCACUUUCUCUCUCUCUCCCUUCCUCUCCCCCUCCUCUCUCCUUUUUCCCUCCUUCCCUCCUUCCUUUCCUCGCUUCCUCCCUUCCUUUUUGAAGCAGUGUCUCUUUAUAGUUGAAACUAACCGCAAGCUUGCAAUGUAGAUGAGAGUGGCCUUGAACUUUGGCUCCUUCUUCCUCUGCUCCCAGAUGCUGGGACCACAGGGUAAGGUGCACCAUGCCUAGCUUAUGAGGUGCAGAGGAUGUGUUUAGUUGAUAGCAUGAAUGUGAGGUGAACAUGACCCAGAGAAGUGCACCCCUGGACCACUUUGGCUUUUUAAAGAGGUAAAUGUAUUUGAUGGAGAAGCUGUUCAUGACUCUAACAACCGGCACUCCUACUAAGAACCCAUACAAUGAUGGGCGGUGCCAAGCCCAAUGUAGACAAUUCUGGUCGCAUAGUUGGAGGGUAGGGUUCUUGAAAAUAAAUUACAUCCUGUCUUUGGCUUAAAUCUCAGCCUCAUUCAGAUCAAAAUGUUAGCUAGGAGGAUUCUGAGGAGGAAGAAAUGACACCAAGGAGGAUUAAAACUGGUGUAGUUCUGUUAGCUUAGCCCAGAAUAAAAGAGACGUUAUGUUCAGCCGUCAGCACGUGUGUCCUGAGUGAUGCACUUUGCAGGUGAGUUCUUCUUUCUCCAUCCAAACCAAAGGGAUUCUGCUUAUUGGUUUGUUUUGGCAACUUCUUUAUGCAGAGUCGAGAGGUUUUCACAAACCGAGUCAAAACAAGGUACCAGUUUUGAGCUCACAUCAACUUUUUAAGUGUGCUUUCCUGUCUUCCUUAAGUUGUUGGGCAGAAACUUAGCUGGUGUUGGGGUUGUACCUUAAUGACAGAGUGUGCAGUCUAAAUCUCAGCUUACACACACACACACACACACACACACACUAUAAAAAGAAGGCACAUAAAAAGAAGAAUUUACAUGUAAUUUGCUCUUCACCUGGGAACAAUUUUAAACACCUAACUUGCUUUAAGUGCCACUGCCCUCAGCUUUGGGCUUUGAGAAUGAGUCACAGUUUUUGGGAGCCUGUGAUACACUGGUUUGGAUUCUUUUAAAGAUGUGGCCUUUCGGCCCCUUGACAAGUUCAACCUUUCUGCCAGCAUUUAGUGCCUGUGUGCACUGCAUACGAUCAUGCCAACUUAACAAGAAUCUCUCAUGUUCUGAUUAUUUUUCCUCAUUCUUCAACUCUAUCUAGCAUGUGCCUGUAAGUCGUCAUCUGGAAGAGCACUUCACAUGCUGUGCUAGAUAAACAUCUAGACACUUUCCAACAUCAGCUUCUAACAGCCAACCGAUGUCCACCAUGUUUCCUGUUCUUCUGUUCACUACUAAAAUGUUGAAGUUUCUAAUAAAAAUUAUUUUCCCUGAGUGCUUCUAUUUCUUUGCUACUUGAAGGAUAUUUUACUAUAGGAUAUGUGUACUCUUCUAAAUAUAUAAUCACAAUUCAAACUAUCAGUUUAUCCUGGUUAAUUUACCUCAGGAAUUAAAAUAUUCAGGUGGACAUGGUGGCACACACCUUUAAUCCCAGCACUAGAGAGACAGAUGGAUCUCUGUGCCUUCCGUGCCAGCCAGGUCUACUUGAUAUGUAGAGAGACCCUGUCUCAAAGGAAGAAAAUUAAAAUAUUCUUUAAAUACACUACAUAGACCUAUAAAAUAAUAAAUAAGAAAAGCAUGCCCCUCAGUACAUAUUAAUUCCAUUUCUGAGACCUUAGUGUUAACACUGAGGAGGCAAGCACCAGUCACUUGGAGGGAAAUAUACAUUCUGUAAGAAGUCCUGUGGAGUCAUCAUUUGCUCUUACAGUGGAUUCUGCACAAACCCUAGAUGAGGAGAGGGUCGGUUCCUCUGGAUUCCUGAUACGAAGCUGUCCUUGAGCCUAGUUACCAGGCAAGAGGAUCUCUGCUAUCAGAACCUCCACAAAGGCCCUGGAGAAGAGUUCAGGCAACGCUCAAUAGUAUCUAAGCAAGUUACAUGGGGCAGAUUUCAGCAUCCUAGCCUACUUUAUCAAAGAAACUCCUUAGAAACUAUCAGAUAAUGUCUAGGGUUUAGGCAAAUAGCAAUUAAAAUUUUAAAGUUGUUCGAUACAUUCAUCUUACUUAGAUAUGACUAGUUUUUGUUACUUUGUUUCUAAUUUCAUCUACGCAGCAUUUCAUUCUCAGUUGUAAAAUUCAAAAAAUAACAUUUAUACCAAAUAUUGAUAAAUGAGCUACUAGAAAAUUAGAAUGAAUUCUAGUGUUCUGUUGACCAGGACUACAGUGAACUUAGAAAUAACCUGGUCUUUUGGAACAUUGCUUGUUGUAAGCUUUGCAUAUUGUAUCUAGUUUGACUGGUUUUGUCCUGUUGUUGAGGCAUUCUCUAGUGUCUCUUGAAUAUUCAGGUUCUCCCUCCCCAUUGCUGGUGAGACAAGAAAUUCUUAAGGAGUAUAUGCUGGAUUUUUUUUCCUGUGUUUUUUGUUUGCUCUUAAUUUAUGGGUCAUUUUUGAGAUGUUCUACUCAUUUUUGGACCGUAGUUAAAUCCUGAGGCCACUUGAAAGCAAGCUGGAUAGUGAGGCUCUACGUUACUGCAUAGUAACACGCCACCCAGGCCCAACCUCUGGUAAGGUGCACGUGAAUUCUCCAGUAUAGUGGGUUUCAGAUCCAUAAAUAUUUUGUUACAUACAUAUAGAGAACCUUGCUUUUACCUUGCUACUGAACAUUAUUCUCUUUUGUUUCUGUUAGCUUUGCAUUUAGUUGCUCAAGAAACACUGGCUUGUGCAAAAUGCUGUGUUGCCUUCUCUUCCUUGUUCUCAAAUAAAUGUUUUUGCAUUUACUGUA
This is a messenger RNA of Mus musculus (house mouse), 7980 nucleotides long. RefSeq names its product tRNA aspartic acid methyltransferase 1 (gene Trdmt1). The record is from RefSeq and is marked validated. NCBI's taxonomy places the organism in Eukaryota, Metazoa, Chordata, Mammalia, Rodentia, Muridae. Bases 307 to 1341 code for a protein of 344 amino acids. Gene Ontology annotation, molecular function: methyltransferase activity; tRNA (cytidine-N5)-methyltransferase activity; tRNA methyltransferase activity. Gene Ontology annotation, cellular component: cytoplasm. Gene Ontology annotation, biological process: tRNA modification. The transcript has 11 exons.